Molecule: messenger RNA, 2195 nt
Organism: Caenorhabditis sp. 36 PRJEB53466
Lineage: Eukaryota; Metazoa; Nematoda; Chromadorea; Rhabditida; Rhabditidae
Source: the annotation of a GenBank genome assembly
AUGACUCAGACGGCAAACUGCAUGUUUUCCGAUGCAAACUACCUAGAAUACAGUCCUGCAGACGUCCCAAACAGCUCGAAAGCGUGUUCCCUUCCACCAAACACCCAGCUUCUGUGUCAGUUCACGUGACGGGGGAAUCCCCGGGCUGCAAGCAUUGGAAGUGUGAACACGUGAAUGUGCUGAUCAGUUGACGACGUACGUGUUUGUUUCCUUGAAGUGUCCACGGCGGCGAAAUGGACACCCCAUCCGUCUGCGCGUCACGUCGCCCCUUUCUCUCUCCUCGUCCCCAACGUCUUCCACACAACCAGACCGUCCGUCGACAGUGACCAGCGACGGUCCGAAGGUCUUUUUAUCAGUUUUUAUAUCUCUCUAUCUCUCUUUCAUAGUAACAUUCAUUCCAGAAGGUGGUCAUCAUGGCGUGUCCGUAUAUGGGAGGAGGCGAGCUCACGCACAGAGUCACUUUUAUGGAAGGAGGAGAAGAAUGUCAGCAGGGAGUGAACAAGGUUGAGAUGGGAUUCGGACAGACUUAUCCCGAGUAUCUGCAGGUUUGAAAAGACAGAAAUUUUCGGAUUGGAGUUUAGAACUUCCUUUUAAGCUUGACAAGAUUCUGACGGCACAGAGGUUGAAGUCAGAAGCAGACGGGCAAAGGGUCGACGACGAGCACCUCUUCAUUGUUAUCCAUCAGGCUCACGAGCUCUGGUUCAAGCAGAUCAUUUUCGAUUUGGAUAUUGUCAGAAAACUUUUGAAUAACACAGUGAGUACCCUUCUAGACUACAUUUUUUAAUGGAAAGUGGUCUUUCAGAUUGUGGAUGAGACAAAGACAUUAAAAAUCGUCUCAGGACUAGAUAGGAUCGUAAAGAUUCUCAGUCUUUUAACGGAGCAGAUCACUCUUCUGGAUACCAUGAGUCCGUUGGACUUUGUGGACUUCCGCAAGUACUUGACUCCAGCCUCUGGCUUCCAGUCUUUGCAGUUCCGUGUUCUGGAGAACAAAUUGGGCGUGAAACAAGAGCGUCGGAUCAAGGUGAUCAGGGUUAUCUUAUCAGGGACGCAAUUGGAAGUAUUUGCAGUAUAACGCGCAGCAUUACAAGAAUGUGUUCAAUGAUGAAGAUCUGCAAGCGCUGAACACGACCGAACAGGAGAAGAGUCUGCUGACGCUCAUCGAGAGCUGGCUGGAAAGGACUCCGGGACUGAAGUCGACGUCCGAGGACGAGGGAUUCUGGGAUAAGUACGAGCAGUCCGUGCAGAGAUAUCUUAGCGAUAUGGCUAAACAAGCAGCGGUACGUUGGCAUUGUGAUCAAGCAAUUGUGUCUCUUUGCUUCUCUGUUUCCCAGAGUAUUCCCCUUCCCAAGCCAAGUCACACUUUUCCCUUCCCCUUUUCGAUUCCAUUUUAGGGAACUCCCAUCCAUUUCGUUUCGCUCUUCCCUUUCCCUUUCUCUAGUCUCCCCGGUAACUUUGUUUCAUUUAAGGAUCCAUCAAACACGGAGGAGAUCGCCAAGCAACUGACAGCUGAGUACCACAAAACUUCGGAUGCUUUCCAGUCGGUUUUGGAUCCCAGACAGCACGAGCAACACAUUAGAAAUGGUAAUUUCCAUUAGUGCAUAUUCCAACUGAAACGAAUAAUGAAAUCCUGCGCACAAUGAUCUGUCGCGUGAUGAACGGGUUGCGCCCAAUUUAGUCCGUGUGCCCCGAUGACCGAGCGAAAAAACAAAAAAUAAAAAAAUAAAACUACAAAAGGAAUAAUCGAUUGCGAAAUGCACAAAAAUCACUUUCAGGAAACCGUCUUCUCUCGCACGACGCCACGAAGGGAGCCAUGAUGAUCUAUUUCUACCGUGAUAUGCCUCGCUUCUCGCAACCCUACCAGAUCCUUACUUUCCUCAUGGACAUCGACAGUUUGUUCACCAAAUGGAGAUGUAUGCUCGUUUUCUCUCUGUCCCUCCCAUUCACAUUCAUUUCCAGACAACCACGUCCUUCUGGUGCAGAGAAUGCUGGGAGCGAAGCAGGGAACGGGCGGUUCCUCCGGAUACAUGUACCUCCGCUCGACCGUCAGUGACCGUUACAAGGUGUUUCUGGAUCUGUUCAAUCUUUCCACGUGGCUUAUUCCACGUGAAUACAUCCCGUCGCUCUCGCCGCGAAUGGUCAAAACACUGUCGGAGCAUUCGAAUCUCUCGCAUUCGCAGUCUUCGGAAAGCGAAUGA